CCGAACCAUUCCUCGCCCAACCCCAACUGCCUCUUGACCCCUCAACACCAGGCUGCCGCGCAAUCGAGGUCGUGGCAAUGGCGACACCCGCAGUAACUUCCAGCGAUGCUGGGUUCAUGACGUCGGACGGUCCCGGGUCGAGGACCCCCCGCGCCGGACGACUGCCCGGUUCGUCGAGCGGAAGCAGACCCGCAGUGCCCCCUUCCGAGAGCCUCGCACUCAGCGAUGGCGAGGCAGAGGGCUUCGCCGAUGACCAGGUACCGGUCCGCGCCCGGCCGACCGAUCCAGCCAACAUUCCCCGCGUCGAGGACAAGAUCGGCCUCAUCAUUCAGGAGUCCUUUGAGAACUUCAUCGAGGGGUACGUCGAGAGCCCAAAUGCUUCCGGGCAGCCGACCUCUAGCGCCGUCACCACCGACAAGUAUUACGUUGCCCAGAUCCACGGCAUGCGCACCUACCAGCUAUCCACCUUCUACGUCGACUACAAGCACCUCGAGAGCUGGCACAACGGUGCCCUGGCCGCGGGCAUCAUGGAGUCCUACUACCGCUUCCUCCCCUUCUUGACGGCCGCGCUGCACAACAUGAUCGCCAAGUACGAGCCGCAGUACUUCCGCGAGCACCGCCAGCCGACCGCCUCGAGCCAGCAGCACAGCUCGGGCGCCAGCAACAUGGGCUCGGCCAGCCAGAGCGAGCUGAGCAGCAAGACGGCCAACCAGCAGACCGACAAGCUCUUCUCCAUCGCCUUCUACAACCUCCCUCUCGUGUCGCGCAUCCGCGCGCUGCGGGCCCGCAACAUCGGCCAGCUGCUCUCCAUCAGCGGCACCGUCACCCGCACCUCCGAGGUCCGCCCGGAGCUGGCCCUCGCUACCUUUGUGUGCGAGGCCUGCCGCAGCGUGGUGCCUGAUGUGGAACAGACCUUCCGCUAUACCGAGCCGACGCAGUGCCCCAACGCCACCUGCCUGAACCGGACGGCGUGGCGGCUGGACAUCCGGCAGAGCACGUUUGUCGACUGGCAGAAGGUGCGCGUGCAGGAGAACAGCAGCGAGAUCCCCACGGGAAGCAUGCCGCGGACGAUAGAUGUCAUUCUGCGCGGCGAGAUGGUCGACCGGGCCAAGGCCGGCGAGAAGUGCAUCUUCACGGGCGCCCUGAUCGUGGUGCCCGACGUCAGCCAGCUGGGUCUGCCCGGCCUGCGGAGGGUGGCCGUCCGCGACGACCGCAGCGCCGACGCCGGCGGCAGCGGCGUGAGCGGCCUCAAGGCGCUGGGCGUCCGCGACCUGACCUACCGACUCGCCUUCCUCGCCUGCAUGGUGAGCUCGGACGUUUCGGCCCUCGGCGCCUCGGGCGAGGCGCAGAUCGUGGACGUGGUCGGCGCCAUGACGGCCGGCAGCAACCUCGAGACGGCCGAGACGGUCAAGGAGGUCCAGGACGCCGUGCUCGCGUCCUACACGCAAGAGGAGAUCGCGGACCUCCGGGCCAUGGUGCACAGCGACCGCAUCUACAGCCGCCUGGUGCAGUCGCUGGCGCCCAUGGUGUACGGGCACGAGAUCGUCAAGAAGGGCAUCCUCCUGCAGCUCCUGUCGGGGGUGAGCAAGACCACCCCGGAGGGCAUGCAGCUCCGCGGCGACAUCAACAUCUGCAUCGUCGGCGAUCCGUCGACCUCCAAGUCCCAGUUCCUCAAGUACGUCUGCAACUUUGCGCCCCGCGCCGUCUACACCUCGGGCAAGGCCUCCUCCGCCGCCGGUCUCACCGCGGCCGUGGUCAAGGACGAGGAGACGGGCGAGUUCACCAUCGAGGCCGGCGCGCUGAUGCUCGCCGACAACGGCAUCUGCUGCAUCGACGAGUUCGACAAGAUGGACAUGGCCGACCAGGUGGCCAUCCACGAGGCCAUGGAGCAGCAGACCAUCUCCAUCGCCAAGGCGGGCAUCCAGGCGACCCUCAACGCGCGCACCUCCAUCCUGGCCGCGGCCAACCCGGUGGGCGGGCGGUACAACCGCAAGACGACGCUGCGCGCCAACAUCAACAUGUCGGCCCCCAUCAUGUCCCGCUUCGACCUCUUCUUCGUCAUCCUCGACGAGUGCAACGAGCAGGUGGACCGCCACCUGGCCGAGCACAUCGUCGGCAUCCACCAGAACCGCGACGCCGCCAUCGCCCCGGAGUUCUCCACCGAGCAGCUGCAGCGCUACAUCCGCUUCGCCCGCACCUUCCGGCCCGAGUUCACCGAGGAGGCCAAGGAGGUGCUGGUGCAGCGGUACAAGGACCUGCGCGCCGACGACGCCCAGGGCGGCGUCGGCCGCAACAGCUACCGCAUCACCGUCCGCCAGCUCGAGAGCAUGAUCCGCCUGUCCGAGGCCAUCGCCAAGGCCAACUGCGUCGAGGACAUCACGCCCGAGUUCGUCAACGAGGCCUACCACCUGCUCCGGCAGAGCAUCAUCUCCGUCGAGCACGACGACGUCGAGGUCGACGAGGACGAGGACGAGGACGAGGACGGACAGACGCUGAGGCGGGCGGCGGACGCCGCCUCGGGCGUUCCUGCUACGGAUGGGGACGGGGACGGGGACGAGCCGAUGGAGGAGGAGGGGGACGGCGAGAGACAGGCAUCGACAGGGCCGUCUGCUGCUGGACAGCAGCAGCAGCAGCAGCAGCGACAGAGGGAGAAGCAGACCAUCUCGUACGACAAGUACAUCAGCAUGGUCAACCUGCUCGUGUCCAAGGUGGCCGAGGACGAGACGUCGGGGAGCGGGGAGGGAAUCGAGGGCGACGCGCUGAUCCAGUGGUAUCUGGAGCAAAAAGAGGAGGAGCUGCAGAACGAGGAGGACUACAACAACGAGAUGGCGCUGGCCCGGAAGGUGCUCAAGAAGAUGGUCAAGGACAACAUCCUCAUGGCAAUCCGCGGCCAAGGCAUGACGGAUGCGGAUGCCGGCGAGGGCAGCUCGGCGCAGGCGGCGCAGAUCGUCUACGUGCUCCACCCCAACUGUGCCGUGGAGGAGUUCUAAGAGAGGGUAUGGGACUGCGAGUGGUGAUUAUCAAAUCAACGACGGGGUUUAUGGAUGGGCCAAAUCGUGUUAGCAGACUUAGAGCGAGGUUUGUGGGCGUCCGGAGUUUCUGGGUUGUAGCUGUCGCAUAGAUCAUGAGCCGGUUGGGAUGGUAAAGUUAGUAAAUAGGGAAAUCUGCGCCGAAUAACGCUUUGAGUUCAUAUCGCAAGGAAGUAUAAGCUUGACCUAACUUAUGUGGCCGCUGCUACCUGAACAGUUUCAAGGGCGCCACAGGUGAAUGAAUGGCUACGCACUCUACAUGAAUCUCUCACAAUAUACACCCAAAGUCACCCUUCCUCCUCGUCCUC
This is a messenger RNA of Thermothelomyces thermophilus ATCC 42464, 3337 nucleotides long. RefSeq lists its product as uncharacterized. Gene Ontology annotation, biological process: DNA replication initiation; double-strand break repair via break-induced replication; mitotic DNA replication. Bases 78 to 2990 code for a protein of 970 amino acids. Lineage: Eukaryota; Fungi; Ascomycota; Sordariomycetes; Sordariales; Chaetomiaceae. The record is from RefSeq and is a predicted model, not a curated record. Gene Ontology annotation, molecular function: single-stranded 3'-5' DNA helicase activity; single-stranded DNA binding; ATP binding. Gene Ontology annotation, cellular component: nucleus; MCM complex. The transcript has 3 exons.